ACACUACAUAAAUAAUAUUAUUGUAGAAUAUAUCAUUUGAGGCUCAAUUAGUAAAGUAGUGUUCGUACAUAUUUUGAGUUGUUGUAUCGAUGAUUGUCGUUUGGACCUAAGCUAUCAGACAAGAUGAAUAUUUUUGAGCUCAUUUUCUUUAGGCUCGAAGUACUGUUCUACUUUACAAUAUUUCUCUUCCUUGCCUUUAGCACGGUUGUUGUUCAGUUUUUCACUUUUUUGAUCUUAUUUCCAGUCUUGUUUUACGACAGAAAGUUUAUACACAAAGUUGGAAACAGGUUCAUAUACUCUUCAAUCCACUUUUUCAUGUUCACCUUCAAUCGUAAAUGGAAAUAUGUUGUACUUUCGGAUUUCCCAAAAUAUGAUCCAAAAAGGCCAAAGAUCUUCAUGUUUAAUCACCUCUCUAACGCAGAUCCAAUUUUUCUGACGGUUCUUGGAAAAAGGGUAUUCUCUGGAGCUCUUUACAAGGAUUCCUUGCACAUUUUGUAUCCAAGGUUCUUCACCUCACUAGUUGGACAUACACCAAUCUAUUUCACAUAUGACAAGGUGAGAAAGACCAAAACUGUGAAGAAGGAAUGUAUUGCGGAAGUUAUGAGGCGAUGCAAGGAGUUGACAACCGAUGGAUUUAGUAUCCUAGUGUUCCCGGAGGGAACUAGAAGCAAGACUGGAGCUCUGCAAGAGUUCAAGGAUGGGUUCUUCAGAUUCGCCAUGGAGAAUAACUAUGAGAUUGUUCCAUGCACGCUUCACAACACAAGGAACGUGUUAACACAGAACAAUUACAUGACUAAAGGAACUGUGUAUCUCAAGUAUGGAGAACCAAUAUUACCACAGGGUAAGGAUUUGGAAGAUUUGAAAUUUGAAGUAAGAAAGACAAUGUAUGAAAUGAUCAAGUCCAGCCCGGACUUUGAUCCCAAGGUCGAAACAGUUCCAGAGUUGGAAUAA
Messenger RNA from Theileria equi strain WA, 951 nucleotides. RefSeq names its product 1-acyl-sn-glycerol-3-phosphate acyltransferase, putative. The transcript has 6 exons. Gene Ontology annotation, biological process: phosphatidic acid biosynthetic process. The record is from RefSeq and is a predicted model, not a curated record. Gene Ontology annotation, molecular function: 1-acylglycerol-3-phosphate O-acyltransferase activity. Lineage: Eukaryota; Apicomplexa; Aconoidasida; Piroplasmida; Theileriidae. Gene Ontology annotation, cellular component: endoplasmic reticulum. Bases 124 to 951 code for a protein of 275 amino acids.